This is a messenger RNA of Tetrahymena thermophila SB210, 2529 nucleotides long. Its product is annotated as RNA recognition motif protein. Gene Ontology annotation, cellular component: nucleus. Gene Ontology annotation, molecular function: mRNA binding. Gene Ontology annotation, biological process: regulation of RNA splicing. The transcript has a single exon. Lineage: Eukaryota; Ciliophora; Oligohymenophorea; Hymenostomatida; Tetrahymenidae. The record is from RefSeq and is a predicted model, not a curated record.
AUGGCUAAUAAUUCCUCUUCUAAAUUUGUUUAUGUAGAAAGUGAUAUUGUAACUCCUGACUAUAGUGGCAGAAGAAGCUAAAAGACUACAAUAUCCGAUGUUUCAGUAAAAAAGAGAGUUUUACUCGUUUGCGUUUACAAUAAAAAGGGCACUCUCAUAACUCAUGAUAUUAUUUAUAGGCUUUUCAUGAAAUACGGAGAGAUAUAUAAAAUCCUUAUUUUUGAUAAAUGUAAAAAUUGGAAAAUUUUUGUAGAAAUGGCCACCCUUGAAUAAGCAGAGAAAGCUAGAGAUGGUCUUAACAACUAUUAAUUAUUUGACGAUGGCUCAAAGAUGACAGUUUAUUAUGCUAAAGUUGAUCAAAUUGUAUUUUAAAAUAAUAAUUCUGGCGGAGUUGACUAUCGUGAGUUAAAACAAAGAAAAGUUAAUUAAAUAAGUAACUUUUAAUCAAACGGAGUCAUAAAUUCUGCCUCUAAUUUGUCAAAGUAAGUAUUAGGAGGUAGUCCCAACUUUAAUCCUCUCUCUGCAGAUUAGUUAGCCAAAAAAGCCAUUAAUUUGAAUGGUUCUUAGAGAAAUUCUAUUUUAAAUGGUCUUGGUGAUAACCAUAAUUCUAUAGAAAAACACCGUAAUAACUCGUUUGACUAUAGUGAGCUAUAUAGAAAAUUUGAAAGUGUACCAAAUACAAGAGUAUCACCUUAACAUGGCAGCAUUAUAGGAGGAAAAAAGAAUUCUCUAUUUUAGAAUAUAUAGCCAAUAUAGAUUACCCAAGAAAACAAAAACGUUUAAGUAGAGGUUAUGAACGACCCUAAUAUGCAAAACUCAAACAAUGAUCUUUCAAAUUAUGAGUUUGAUGAUGCAAACAUGAAUUAAAUCUAGUAAAAUAUCUAAAAGAUAGAUAUAAGCAAUAGCUAGGAUUAAUUAGAUAUAGGUAGUUCAAGAAUUGAUAACAACAGUCCCUAAAGUGAAAAAGAUGUUGAUAAGUAAAACUAAAAUGGUCCCUUAAAUUUUAAGAGUAGCAAUGACUACAAAUCUGGCAGCAAUACCGCAGUUGUAAGUAGCAAUAAUUUUAACAAUGAAUGUGGAAGUAAUCAUCUCAUCCUACCUUUUGGAAAUCAACCUAAUUAAAAUUAUACAAACAAUAACGAGAUAGGCAGCUUUUCUUCUACAAGUAACAACAACCCUGAAAAUCUAAUUGGAAACACUUAACUUGGCUUAUUCAACAAAGGUUAUAAGUUGGAAGACGAAGAUGAUUACGAAGCCUAAGAGGAUGAUUAAAAAUCAGAUGGAGAAUAAAUCCAUCCAGAUAGGAUCAAAAAUGGCGAAGGGAUCGAAAAUGUUGGAGGAACGAUCUCAAAUGAUAUAGAUCCUAGUAGAUAUAUAAAUCCUUUAUAUAUACUAGAAAAUAAAAAAUCUAGAGUAAUCUAUGUCCGUGGUUUAGAGAAAAAGAAUCUAACUACUAAAAAGAUAUAUAAUCUCUUCAGUAAUUUUGGUAAUAUUGAAUUAAUUCUAUAUUUUACUGAAAAGAAGUAUUGUUUGAUUCAAUUCGAAACCCAAGAAGAUGCAACAAUUGCAAAAGAGCAUUUGGAUAACUUGAAGGUGGAAUCUAAUUAAAUGAGAAUUUUUUACUCAAACUAUGAGACUAUCAAAGAAAAUCAAGAGGGUGAAAAGUAAUGCGAAGUAUGGAAAGGUGAGAAAAGCAGCUUCCGCUUCCGUUAUGGCAAACAAAUAUCAAUUAAUCCUGUUACCAACACACUCCAUGUGUCCAACUUGAAGUAGGAUACCUGUAAGCAAGAAGUUAUCAAUGAAAAGUUUUCUUUAUAUGGGUAAAUAGAAGGCUUCCAUCCAAUUCAAAAUUAAAAUAAAUAUAUGUGUCAUGUUAAAUUCUCCACCUCAGAAGAAGCUAUAAAUGCUCUUUGUAAUCUUCAUGAAGAAGAGAUUCUUGGUCGUAAGAUGCACAUUUCUUUCACAAGAGCUAGAAUUUCUCCUUAAUAAACACCUGAUGGACCUCUUGCAUCUAAUAAUAGUAAUAACAAUAAUAUCAGCAACAAUAACAAUAAUAUCAAUAACAUCAAUUAUUCUAACUAUAGAAGAAACUCUAACUAAAAUAAUAUCAAUAUGAAUAAUCCUAAUGGAAACUAAAAUUUAAAUUCUUCCCCUUAAAUUUUGAAAAAUGGUAAUCUUCGAAAAAACUCUAUUUAAAUGAACAAUCUUCAAAAGAACAUUACUAACAAUGAUCCUAUUAAUGAUGUAAAGCAAACUUUAAAAAUCUUAAAUGAUGAUGAGGACUAUAAAAAUAACCAUUAGCAAGUAGUCUACCCCUACUAAGCCCAUUCUGUUUUAUUGCAAUAACCACAAUAUUAUUAAUAACCGAUCACAUACAUUCAAACUGCUCCUAUUGUUUUCUAAGGUUUAAAUCAAAUGCAUCCAAACUAAUAAAAUUAAUUAGGUUAUUACGCUUCAUAUCCUCAUUAACAAUAACAUAUGAACAAUCCUAUUAAUAUGCAAAGUAAAAACUUUACUUUAUUUAAGUGA